AUGGCUCAAAAAUCGUCCAUUCUUUCAUUGUGGACAGUCGUCUUCUACAUCCUUUCACUCGCCAAUGCAUUUCCUCGGUCGCACUCGCGUUUCCCCGAGAAUAUCAAUGCCCCGACUUGCAAGAAUCCCGUCUCCCCCUUCGAUUAUUCCGCAAAACCAAAGCGCGAUGAACUUGCACCCAUCUGCCCCAAUUCCCCGGGUAUAGACCUUUUCUCGAGAGCGCUCGAGCCACGGGCUGAGGAUGACUACUCAUGCUCCCAGUCCAAGCCAUGCAAGAACGGGGCUUGCUGUCCAAAAGCUACCGGAUAUUGCAACUAUGGCGAGAAGUACUGUGGUACUAAUGGGCAAAGUCCCAACGAUGUCUGCUGGUCCAACUGCAAUGCCAAAGCAGAAUGCGGCAAGGAAUCAGACCCACCAGGCAAGAAAUGCCCGCUCAAUGUUUGCUGCUCAGCGUUUGGAUUCUGUGGGAUGACAAGCGAGUUUUGCAAGAAAGGGACCGACAAAGAGCCUGGAUGCCAGAGCAACUGUGAUCAACCUGGAUCAGGUGGCUCGGGUGGUGACGUCCAGAAGAAGGUCAUUGGCUACUACGAAGCCUGGGCUCAUGACAGAAAGUGCCAGGGCAUGGACUUCAGGAACAUUCCUACCGGCGCGCUAACACAUCUAUAUUUCUCAUUCGGUUAUAUUUCUCCUGGGGAAUUUGAUCUGGUUCCCAUGGACGACCUGAAGCCGGAUCUCUUCUCCGAAUUCACGAAUGUCAAGCGAAGCAACCCCGGCCUCAAAACUAUCAUUGCACUUGGUGGCUGGACCUUCAACGAUAAUGGUACUGCUACCCAACCUGUUUUCAGCAACAUGGUCAGUACCGCAGCCAACCGCGCCAAGUUCAUUAGGAAGCUGUUUGCCUUUAUGCGUCAAUAUGCUUUUGAUGGCGUAGACUUCGAUUGGGAAUAUCCUGGCGCUACAGAUCGAGGCGGUCAACCCGAGGACGGCAAAAACUUCGUCACUUUCUUAAAGGAGCUCGACGAUGCGAAUAAGCAGCAGCCCUUGCAUUAUGUUGUCUCUUUCACUGUACCAACAAGCUUUUGGUACCUUAGGCAUUUCGACCUGAAAGCUGUCGAUUAUGUCGAUUUCGUCAAUGUAAUGAGCUACGAUCUUCAUGGAAUCUGGGAUUCCACGAAUCCUAUUGGGAAUCACAUAUAUGGGCAUUCAAACUUAACGGAGAUCAAAUUGGCCCUUGAUCUCUUCUGGCGCAACAAAGUGAAACCUGAGAAGCUGAACCUUGGUUUGGGAUUCUAUGGUCGAAGCUUCCAGCUGUCCGACACUUCUUGUUACCAGCCCGGUUGUAAUUUCAAGGGUGGUGCGGCCCCUGGCCCUUGCUCUGCCAAUUCCGGAACCUUGACCUAUAAAGAAAUCCAGCAGAUCAUCAAGCAGCACAAGAUCAAACCAUACCACGACAAAGCAGCAGGAGUCAAAUAUAUCACCUGGAAUCAGGACCAGUGGGCCUCUUAUGAUGACCAGGACACCUUCAAGUCAAAGAUUGACUUUGCCAAUAAGUUAGGCCUCGGGGGUGUUCUCAUUUGGGCCAUCGAUCAAGACACAGAUGACUUGGAAGCGCUCAAUGCAGUGCUAUCUCCCAAAUCGAUCAAAGCCUUCGCAAUGACCGCUGAUGAUGCUUCUUUUUGGGACGAUGCUACCGUCCCCGAUUGUUAUGUCACUGAUUGUGGGGGUACAUGUAAAGCUGGCUUCUUCAAGAUAGAGCAACAGCCCUGCGGUGGUGCAAAACCAGUCACUCGACACUCGAAAGAGAAAGACAGUCAGCUCUGUUGCCCUACCGCGAGUGCACCAGAUCCCAAGAAAUGUAGCUGGCGCGGCGGAGCCCCAUCCUGCAACGGCCAUUGCCAUGAUAACGAGGUACUUUUGGAAAUGAACAGAUGGGGCGACGGCAAAUAUUGCGAAGAUGGCAACAAAGCAUAUUGCUGUGAGUCGCCAUCAGCCAAGGGACACGAUUGUUACUGGGCUGGUGUUGGCAGGACCUGCAAUAAUGACGACACGACCAUGACCUUCUCCGGCACGUUCCUGAGCACAGUUGCGGAUAUUGCAGACGCGGUUUCGCUAAUCGACACACCCUUGGUGAAGUUCCUUGAUGCACUCGACAUUGACAUGCAAAAACGAUAUUGUUGCCCGAAAAAGGAUGCUAAGAACUGGGCUAACUGCCGAUGGUACGGCCAGCCUGGCUCGUGUUUCGACAAUCAUUGUCCUGUCAACAAACAAGUCCAGCUCACCGACAGUCCUUAUGGAUUUGGUGAAUCGUGUUUUCCCCGUAUGGAAAGAACAAGGGUCUAUUGCUGCGAUCCUACAGAUGGCAAACCGUUGUUUCUUCCGGUACCAUUGGACCGACUCUUCAAAGACCCCCCUACAGGCGACAACGUCGAUACUGACUUUACACUCGAAGUGGACGACACAUUUGGAGGCCAAGGUGACAAGACUGAUGACGACCCUAGUAAUGCUGCAUUCCAGUUCGUUGUUCUCGCAUCCCCACAGGAGCUCCAACACUCGCUCGACAAACGUGAUGGCUCUCACUGGGAGCUCUACAACUGUAAAGGCGGCACUAGUGAGGAAGAGCAAACUAUCCAGAUGUUCUGCACGGACAUUUCGGAAGGGAGUAAUUGCCACAAGAUAGGUCUUGGGCACGGCGUACCCGGUACCAUUCUCGAGCUGCCUGCUGGAUGUGGAGCGGGUCGUUAUGCGGUCGCCAAGUCCAUGGCGCCUGCGAAGGAGCAGACCAUUCCUCACAGACUUCUCAAGCGAGUGAUGCACGGCUAUAAACCGACUGUCUACGACCUUACAUUUGAUUAUGAUUUCAGGCGCGUUCCCCGUGACGUCGGCGAGACGCACAUGCGUAUCGACUUCUCUAACAAGGACGACUAUUGGGACAACGUCGUUUCUGCUGCUGCAAGCAAGAAGCGCAAAGGUAAGCGCUCCCUUGCUGACGUAGGGGGAAAUCACAAAAGGUGGCUCGAGGAGGAAUGGCGAGACGACUUCCAUAGAGGUGCUCUUAGUCACGAAGACCUCCACAAGCGAUGGUUUGGCUCGGACGCUCUCGCAUGGUUGAUAAACCUGGUCAAGCCCGAGAUCAAGAAAGAGUUCACGCACAACUACAAAGAUCAAUUCAUCGCGAAAAUUAUUGAUGAUCAGGUUACUUGCGGAUCGGGAAAUUCCAAAUUCGACGCACAUAUCCUCGUCCAGGCUUUGACAGACGUCAGCAUCUCAACGAGCUUUGGCUUCACGCUUAUCACAAAACUCAACUUCAACAGCCCGGGAAGCCCACUAGAUCUGAGCCAGUCAUAUCUAACUUUUAGCAACGAAGGGAAAGUUACCGCGACUUUCACACUUGAAGCUCUCAUUCGAGUGUCCUACAGAUCUGGAGAGAAGGACAUCGUUACGCUACCAUUCCCUGGGGCAACGUUUCGAAUACCUGGCAUCGUGACCAUCGGUCCGUCCAUUAGGGUCGUCGGUGAGUUCAACGCUGAACUUACACUUUCUGCAGAGGUCGAAACAAAGGUCGACCUUGCCUCUUGGGAGGUUCGGCAGACUUAUCCCGCUGCCUCACGGGAAUACGAACCCAAAUCUGUGGACGAAUUGGACUCAGGGGAUUCGGGAAAUCAAAACGGCCUGCUACAGCCGCACUUCUAUGCCGCCGUGUUAGCUACGGGUAAGGUCGAAGCUCAUCUCAAGGCGAUUGCGGAGUUCGGUAUCCGCUUUGACGAAAAGUGGAAAGUUGGAGCUGCUGCUGCAGGUGUUGUCGCCGACGGAUAUGUACGCUUCGAGGCCGGGGUUGGCGUGAGCACGGAAGCGAACUGCCCAUGGACAUAUGGACUCUAUCUGGGUGCCAAAUUGUACGCACAAGUCGACACUCCUUCACAGUUUGGCUGGGGAAAAAAGACUUGGGAUCUUCCAGGUUCUGGCGAGGUUCCCCUCAUUCCAGGCGGUAAAUGUCCUGAUCUUAGACCGGGUGCGCCUUCCAAACGAGGAUUGCUGUCGAUUGGUGAUCGUCGCAAUGAUCUCAAUAGUUCCUCUUACCGAAUUGUCGAGCCUAAUUCACUCGGAUCACAUAGGCUUAGCAAGCGUGUUACGCCCUGGGGCCCACCUUUUCAUAUUCCGCUCCAAAAACUGCUUUGUCCAAAUCCGGAAAUAAGCGGUGGUUUAGAGGGAUCUGCGUGCGAGAAACUCUCACAUGUUCCGGGUUCGAGCAAUAGGGAUCUAUCAAAACGUGCGGCUAGCGAUGUUACGAGUUAUCACCACCUUGAUAAACGCGCGAAGAAAACUCAGAGAUUCUGUAGGGGCAACGCCGUCAUAACCAUCGUAAGCUCAGAUUAUGAGGAAUCAGGUACUCUGCACGACAAACUUCCAAACGCAUUGACGUAUAGGUAUACGAAUCCCGCUCGAUGCACAGACUUCGGCUUCGCCGGGCAAAACACCGGAAAGCCCGCCAAUACGAAGGACUAUGCGACCGAACACAUCCUUGAAUUCCAGAUGAUACAAGAGUUCUUCAAUGAUCUCCCUAGCACUAUAGACUGUUACAAUCCUCCAAAGUUGGGGGAAGAUACUUGCAAGUGCCUCAAGAAUUUCUGGUACCAACUGAAACCCAAUGAGAAGCCCACAAUUAAUGGCCUCACAAAGGAUCCUAUUGAUCAUGUAGGCGCUGUAUUCCCUGGCUGGAACAAUCAAUGGUCUUAUGAGCUGGUGCUUCUCGAUAAAGAAGUCAACGGGCUCAAAGAAGGCUUCUGGGGUAGUGAUCCGGCUCGCAAUGAAUACACUCUACAACAAUAUGCGGGUUACGGGGACGCACUCUUCAAAAAUGUGAAGGAUACUAUCACCGCUAUACGAUACCACAUAGACCCAACCAUCCGCGGAUAUCUUAUCGCCCAAAAGGUCCGGGUUGGCGAUAUGCUUAACCGUCUAGAAACGCAAGAGCUCACCGCAAUAACGAAGAACAUUGAUGGCGUGCAACGCACGUGGGCAUCGCUCGGCCUGCAAGCUAGAUGGCAUACAUUUAUGCGGACGAGAGCGAAUACGGCAAUCAUCGACUCACAGCAACAUGUCAACGACUAUCUUGCGAUGUUGGAGGAGGGAUACGCAACACCCUUCCUUCGAGACGUGGCGAACAAUGCAGGAAAUUCAGAAGAUGCACAGGCAAGAAGGGAUUUCAUAGCAAAGAUUGACGCUUUAAGAGCUGAGUGGACAAACAACAGGCCUGUCUGGACAAAUCCCUUCUAA
Molecule: messenger RNA, 5274 nt
Organism: Cucurbitaria berberidis CBS 394.84
Lineage: Eukaryota; Fungi; Ascomycota; Dothideomycetes; Pleosporales; Cucurbitariaceae
Product: glycoside hydrolase family 18 protein
Exons: 7
Coding region: 1-5274 (1757 amino acids)
Biological process (GO): carbohydrate metabolic process
Molecular function (GO): chitin binding; hydrolase activity, hydrolyzing O-glycosyl compounds
Source: RefSeq, a predicted model, not a curated record